Messenger RNA from Cooperia oncophora, 336 nucleotides. The record is from the annotation of a GenBank genome assembly. NCBI's taxonomy places the organism in Eukaryota, Metazoa, Nematoda, Chromadorea, Rhabditida, Trichostrongylidae.
UUGCAUAGAUUUCCCGAUCCGGACUGCGAAUACACUGUCUUCAAGGAUGGACGAUAUGGUCCGAAAGUCAGUGGAAAGAUACGUGUUGGCGAUGUGGUGUUUCACUCGUGGAAAUGUAGCUAUGGAGCUCAUGAUAGUAGCAUGUACUGUUUGAUGGUGAACAAUUGUACGGUGUCUGGCGAACGGGAUUCGUCACAGAAGGUGCCAAUAUUGGACGAGUUCGGUUGUUCACUGUUUCCCAACGUCUUACCACAUGUCGAAUAUCCGUCCGAUUUGAGUGGCGGAAUGCUUGUGAACGCUUUUUCGCUUGACGUCGAUCAAGUAUGUCACGAUUAA